AGUCUGUAGGUGACUACAGAAGGAGGAGGAGCUCCAUCUGUUCUCUCUUCAGGCAGUUGUUGUGUCUCUCAGCGCUUGUUGGGUUCACAACCUAUUAAAUAAGCCGGCUGGUCUUCACCCUCCCAGACAAGUCAACUCAGGGAGUCAGCAGGGCACGGGCCUUGGCCCGCAGCCCCAGCUGGGGCCAUGCCUGGGCUGUGAAGUGGGCAGGCGAGCAGCAGGCAAGACCAUCUCUGCAAGUGCAGCAUAGCCUCAGCCUAGGGCAGUGGGAGUGUGUGGCCCAAGCUGUGAGCAAAGGCACAGAUGGUGACAGGAGUAGAGGCACCCCAUGGGAAACAUACUGACCUGUUGUGUGUGCCCCAGGGCCAGCCCUGGGUUGCACCAGCACCAGGGGUCGGUGUGUCACUGUGAGUCUGAGAUCUAUGAGGCAGCAGCUGGGGACCUGAUAGCAGGAGUGCCUGUGGCUGCUGCUGUAGAGCCUGGUGAGGUGACUUUUGAAGCUGGUGAGGGCCUCCACAUGCACCACAUCUGUGAACGGGAGAUGCCUGAAGAUAUACCUUUGGAGCCCAACCCUUCUGACCAUCCAAAGGCAAGCACAAUAUUCCUGAGAAAAUCUCAAACAGAUGUACAAGAAAAAAGAAAAAGCAACUAUGCAAAGCAUGUAUCUACUGAGCAUUUUACUCAACAAUACAGUUCAUGUUCGACAAUAUUCCUUGAUGACAGCACAGCCAGCCAGCCUCAUCUUACAAUGACACUAAAAUCUGUGACCUUGGCAAUAUAUUAUCAUAUCAAGCAAAGAGAUGCAGAUAGAUCUUUGGGCAUAUUUGAUGAACGGUUACACCCACUUACACGAAAAGAGGUUUUGGAGGAAUAUUUUAAGUAUGAUCCUGAACACAAAUUGAUUUUCAGAUUUGUUCGUACUCUGUUUAAAGCCAUGAGGCUAACAGCUGAGUUUGCAAUCGUAAGUUUGAUUUACAUAGAAAGACUUGUAAGUUAUGCUGAUAUCGACAUUUGUCCAACUAACUGGAAGAGGAUUGUCUUGGGAGCCAUUCUUCUUGCCUCCAAGGUUUGGAGUGAUAUGGCUGUGUGGAAUGAGGACUACUGCAAGCUCUUUAAGAACAUUACAGUUGAAGAAAUGAAUGAGUUGGAAAGGCAAUUCUUGAAGCUAAUUAAUUAUAAUAACAGCGUUACUAACAGUGUUUAUAGCAGAUUCUACUUCGAUCUUCGCACCUUGGCACACAACAACGGCCUGUAUUCACCAAUUUAUCUUCUUGACAGAGAAAGAGCUUGGAAGCCGGAGGCUUUUUCAAGGAUGGAACAAGACAAAGUUUUCUACAGUGCUGCCAAGAAUGGGUCUCUGAGUGCAGAUGAUUUAAUUCAUCUUCAGCGUGCUAAGGCCAUCCUCUUCUGAAGGAAGAAAUGAGGAGUAAUGUAACAUCUGAACCCCUCAUCAAAAAAGACAGGAAAAUAUCACCUCUCCUGCUAAAGAACUAGAAAAGUUGGUAUUUUCAAAAGAAGAAACACCUCAAUUCAAGUUAACUCAAGGACAACUAAGAUUGCACUUCGUAGUAAAGAAUGGGACCUUGUCAGGGCAACAACACACUCUUACACUCUUCUGUCCUGUUUAAUGUAAACAGAGUUAUAAAAACCACUUCAAAGUGAA
Messenger RNA from Pan troglodytes (chimpanzee), 1663 nucleotides. Its product is annotated as cyclin-Y-like protein 2. NCBI's taxonomy places the organism in Eukaryota, Metazoa, Chordata, Mammalia, Primates, Hominidae. The transcript is spliced from 10 exons. The coding region runs from base 329 to 1411 and encodes 360 amino acids. The record is from RefSeq and is a predicted model, not a curated record. Gene Ontology annotation, biological process: regulation of cyclin-dependent protein serine/threonine kinase activity. Gene Ontology annotation, molecular function: protein kinase binding.